Messenger RNA from Alternaria alternata, 1759 nucleotides. RefSeq names its product MFS general substrate transporter. Bases 194 to 1690 code for a protein of 498 amino acids. Lineage: Eukaryota; Fungi; Ascomycota; Dothideomycetes; Pleosporales; Pleosporaceae. The transcript is spliced from 6 exons. The record is from RefSeq and is a predicted model, not a curated record. Gene Ontology annotation, molecular function: transmembrane transporter activity. Gene Ontology annotation, cellular component: membrane. Gene Ontology annotation, biological process: transmembrane transport.
CUCGGUACUUUACCAGCAGUGAUGCUUCCCUUCCCAAUGCGCCCACUGUGCUUGGCAGCGCGUGGGUGGGGAGGCGAACGGCAAGAGCUUUGGACAUAUAACGUGUAUAUGGUGGGCCUACCCUGCUCCUGCUCGAACUCACUACAUUCCCUCCUACUUUCCUAAGGGUCCACGACCAACCUACGUAUCCACCAUGGCUCAUCAAGAGUCUGUCAUGCGUCACGACGACGCGUUCGAGAAGAGGCCGGUCUCGCUCAAGGAAAACAUCGAUGGCUCCCAAGAUGGCUCCGGAUACGAAUGCGAGUUUAGUGAGCGAGAGCAGAGAAAGAUCAUUCAUCGCAUCGACCGGCGUCUUGUCGUGACUGUGGGAGUGCUGUACUGCAUCAGUUUGAUGGACCGUACCAAUCUCAGCGCUGCUGCUAUCGCUGGUAUGAAUGUCGAGCUUGGCCUGGGCAAGCUAGAAGGCACAAUAUCUCGUUACUCUGUCGUCACCAUCGUAUUCUUCGCUUCCUACAUCGUUUUCCAACCCCCGGCAACAGUAAUUUGUCGCUACCUUGGACCUAGGAACUUCCUCUCGGUUAUUGUGGUGCUAUGGGGUGGUGUCAUGAUCGGCAUGGGCUUUGCAGACAGUUAUGGAACCAUGUCUGCACUACGAGUUGUCCUUGGAGUACUGGAAGCCGGUUUCUUCCCAAGCUGUGUAUACUUGCUGUCCACCUGGUAUACCCGAUACGACAUCGGAAAGCGGUAUUCGUGUUUCUAUAUCCUUGGAAGUCUGGCAUCUGCUUGUGCCGGUAUCCUGGCGUACGGCUUGAUGCAACUGAAAGGCCGAGAGGGUCUGAACGGUUGGCGAUGGAUCUUCAUCAUUGAAGGCGCGCUAACGUGCUUUCUUGGUAUCGUCGGUUACUGGGCACUGGUUGAUUUCCCGGACAAGGCGCAUAAGUCGUGGAACUUCCUGACUGAGCGUGAAGCUAUGUACAUCAUCGACCGUGUCAACAAGGAUCGUGGUGAUGCUAAGCCCGAGCCAUGGUCUUUGGCCAAGUUCUUCAAGGGCGGUGCUGAUAUCAAAAUCUGGGGAUUCGCGAUGAUCUUCUUCAACACAACGACUGUUACGUAUGCGCUGGCGUACUUCCUGCCCAUCAUUCUGACAGGAAACAUGGGCUUCAGCGUCGGCGCAGCCCAAUGUCUUGUUGCGCCUCCUUACGCAUUUGCCGCCAUUGUCAUGUACACAACCGGCUGGCUUGGAGACAAGUACCACCUCCGUGGACCCAUUAUUCUGUUCAACAUGGUCCUCUGCCUCGUCGGACUACCCAUUAUGGGCUUCCAUAGCAACUCGAACGUCAGGUACUUCGGCGUCUUCCUGACCACUGCUGGCGCGAACAGCAACAUCCCCGCCACAAUGUCAUACCAGGCAAACAACAUCAGAGGCCAGUGGAAGCGCGCAUUCUGUUCUGCCAUCUUGGUUGGAAUGGGCGGCGUCGGCGGCAUCGCUGGUGGUCUCGUCUUCAGGGAACAAGACAAGCCCGGAUAUGAGCCUGGACUAUACGCCUGCAUCGCAUGCUGCCUGCUUACAAUCGUUAUUGUCAUUCUAAUAACGUUGAGGUCGUGGAGCUUGAACAAGCGUGCGGAUCGGGGUGAGCUUGAGCUAGAGUACAACGAUGGCGACCAGAAGGGCUUCAGAUACACUUACUAAAGUCGCACCAAGCGUGACCGAUACAGUAAUGACGAUGCUCGUGGUGAACCCUGGGAUUUACGUCGUUGG